AUGUUGAGAUUGAUAAUUUUUGUAAUAAUUUACAGUUUGAGUUGGAUAAAUUGUGUAGAAUCUGGAGGUGGGUUAAGCUCCCCAUCGGACGUGUAUGAACCAGUACCUCCAGAGUCCCUCGAACUAAACACACAAAAUUUACACGAAUUCGUCACCGACGAAAUUAAUUCACAUCUUCUAUCCCUAACACCCGAAGAUUUCAAACUUUUACUCCAAACAUACAAUCAACUCAAUAAAAAUAAAAAUAAUCUAAGGAAAUCUGAGGAAUCUGAUGUUAAUUUGGUGAAUGAGGAGUUUGAUCUUUUAAUUCCUGUGAUAGCUCCGAUCAUAGAACGGCUUCUCAAACUCGAUCCCGCCAACCACAAAUCACUCAUCACUCACAUCAUACAACAAGUCAUUCUCUCAAAUCACAAUUCUACACCCUCUAAUCCCGAGUUUACAAGUUCUAAUCCCGAUCUCACACCCUCUAAUCCCGAGUUCACACGUUCUAAUUUAGGAAAUUCAGUCCCUAAUAGUGAGGAACGGGGUAAAGCUGUUGAGGUGAGUACUGUGGAGCCGGCUAAGCCUGUGAUGACGGAUGAGUUUAGGGACUUGUUGAUUAAGUACAAUAACAUAGCGGAGAAUAAUCCUGAGAUAUUAAAGGAGACGAGGCACAACGACGACGAGACGCUAUCAAUUGACCACGUGAGAGAACUUGUUAACAAAUAUAUCAAAUUCUACAAACCCUCUGAUAGAGUUGACUCUGACGAGAAGGAUACGAAUUCUGAAGAGAAGGAUACAAAUUCUGAAGAGGAUCCGGAAGCUGAAGAGGAUCCAGAUUCCGAGACGCAUAAAGUGUUGUUAGGAGUAGUUGACCCUGAGGGUGACAUUGACUUUGAGAAGAUCAUACCCUCGCCUAAACCACUAACCCCGGAACAGCAACAGGAAAGAGAACUCAAGUUAAAACAGUUGACUGAAGGGAAAAUAAAAGAACUAAAGCGUAAAAUGAGAAAUUUGAACCAAUAUUACUUUUACGAACUUGAAAAUAAAAAAGGACCAAAAACCUACUUUGGAACUCUCAACAAUAUCCCACUCACCUCCAACUUCUACUUACCCUCUCUAUCACUCUUAAUACUGUUUUUAUACCUUUAA
This is a messenger RNA of Theileria parva strain Muguga, 1131 nucleotides long. RefSeq lists its product as uncharacterized. The record is from RefSeq and is a predicted model, not a curated record. The transcript has a single exon. Bases 1 to 1131 code for a protein of 376 amino acids. NCBI's taxonomy places the organism in Eukaryota, Apicomplexa, Aconoidasida, Piroplasmida, Theileriidae.